GUCGAAAGAUUCAGUUGUGCGCCAAGCUCAGCUUCGGCCUCUCCACCUUACUCCGCUCCGUGUGAAUUCCGUUUUAUUACCUGUAUCAUCCAUAUUAUCGCGCCGUUUAUUUUGAUAUCUGCUUCUGCGUUCGAUCUAUAAUAUUGCAGUAAACAAAACAUUAACAUUAUAACCCGAACCCCUGACGACGUCUUGAGAAAGGAUUUACCUGACCGCUUGCGUAACGAAAAUGCUGAAACUAUCAUUUGCAUGCCUCUUUCUGGGUUUUUUGGCGAAAUCAUCAGCGGGCCAGUUCUACUUCCCCAAUGAGGCGGCCCAGGUGCCCAACUAUGGGCGCUGCAUAACACCCAACCGGGAGCGGGCUUUGUGCAUCCACCUGGAGGAUUGCAAAUACCUAUAUGGCCUCCUGACCACCACUCCGCUUCGGGAUACCGAUAGGCUAUACUUGAGUCGCAGCCAGUGCGGCUAUACGAAUGGCAAGGUGCUGAUCUGCUGUCCGGAUCGCUACAGAGAGACUACCUCGGAGACUCCGCCGCCGGCCAAGCCCAAUGUGACCAGCACCAGCCUGCUUCCACUACCAGGACAAUGCGGCAACAUUUUGUCCAAUCGGAUCUACGGCGGCCAGAAGACCAAGAUCGACGAGUUCCCCUGGAUGGCUCUCAUUGAAUACACCAAGGCCCAGGGAAAGAAGGGUCACCACUGCGGAGGCUCCCUGAUCAGCACUCGGUAUGUGGUCACCGCCUCGCAUUGCGUCAAUGGUACUUUGCCCAGCGACUGGCGGCUGACGGGAGUCCGCUUGGGCGAGUGGGACACCUUCACCGAUCACUGCGAGGUGGAUGUGCGCGGCAUGAAGGACUGUGCCCCACCGCAUAUGGAUGUGCCUGUGGAGCGCACUGUGCCACAUCCCGGAUAUAUACCCGCCUCCAAGAACCAGGUCAACGACAUCGCCCUGCUGCGUCUCGGCCAGCAGGUGGAGUACACCGACUUUGUGCGUCCCAUUUGCCUGCCCCUGGACACCAAUCUGCGGUCGGCCACCUUUGACGGGAUCACCAUGGACGUGGCCGGCUGGGGCAAGACGGAGCAGCUGUCGGCCAGCAACCUGAAGCUGAAGGCGGCCGUAGAGGGAUUCCGGAUGGAUGAGUGCCAGAACGUCUACAGCAGCCAGGAGAUCCUGCUCGAGGACAGUCAGAUGUGCGCCGGCGGCAAGGAGGGCGUCGACUCCUGUCGCGGCGACUCCGGAGGACCGCUUAUCGGACUGGACACCAACAAGGUGAACACCUAUUACUUCCUGGCGGGUGUCGUUUCCUUUGGACCGACUCCCUGUGGCCUGGCUGGAUGGCCAGGAGUUUACACACGAGUCGGGAAGUACGUCGACUGGAUCCAGAACACCAUCGAGGCCUGAUUGUAAAUUAUAAUAAGGAUUGUGUAAAUAAAUUCGACUAACUGAUGGAAGGUUUAAAAUCAA
Messenger RNA from Drosophila suzukii, 1465 nucleotides. It is a transcript of the gene ea, whose product is annotated as easter. The record is from RefSeq and is a predicted model, not a curated record. Lineage: Eukaryota; Metazoa; Arthropoda; Insecta; Diptera; Drosophilidae. Gene Ontology annotation, biological process: proteolysis. Gene Ontology annotation, molecular function: serine-type endopeptidase activity.